GAAGCGCUACAGCCCGCAAUUUCACGUGUAUUUUGUGCAGUAGAGAGACGACAAUCGUAAAACUGGGAGGAUUUACCAUAAUUUGAACCAAGUAAACCAAUUGGAGAUGAUAAGCCAGUGCUGACAUUCAGCGUACGACAGGGACUGACGGCUUUCGAGUUUCCCGGUCGGCUCUGUUGCUAGGAGACGACGGCCAUGAGCUACGGUAGGGCGCCGCCGGACGUUGAGGGUAUGACCUCCCUGAAAGUGGACAACCUGACUUACCGAACUUCGCCGGAGACUCUGCGACGGGUUUUCGAGAAGUACGGCCGCGUGGGAGACGUGUACAUACCCCGCGACAGGUACACCAAGGAGAGCCGCGGGUUCGCCUUUGUGCGGUUCCUGGACAAGCGCGACGCCGAAGACGCCAUGGACGCGAUGGACGGCGCGCUGCUUGACGGGCGCGAGCUUCGGGUGCAGAUGGCGCGCUACGGGCGACCUCCGGAUUCCAUGUACAGCCGGAGAGGCGCUCCGCCACGCCGCCGCUCAGCCAGCCCUCGCCGUCGCAGACGAAGCCGCUCCAGGAGCAGAAGCCGUUCCCGCUCCAGGAGCCGCCACCACUACAGCCGAUCCAGGUCCCGCUCCGAUUCCAGAUCCAGGUCCAAGUCUAAAUCCAAAUCCAAGUCCAGGACCCCCAGACGGAGCAAGACAAAGUCUCCAUCCAGGUCCCGGUCCUCCAAGUCCAGAAGUCGAACCCCGCCUUCCAACAGAGGUUCCAAAUCGAGGUCCCGCUCCAAAUCCAAGAGCAGGCCUAAAUCUCCAGGAGACAACGGAACAGAGAAUUGAUCCGGACUUGGACAUAUGAAGGUAUUCAGGGGAAAUAGGGGGGAUUUUCUUAUUUGCUUCAAAUAUUAUAUCUGAAAUGGCUUCCUCUCGUCACUUGGGUUAGUAUUCUGCAGUCUUGUUCCUGCGUUAGUCAUUUGCACACAAGCAACAAUGUCAGCAUAAUCCUGACUAUUUUUAAGAAAUAAAUAUUAAAUAAUUGUGACCGACGUCCACGUUCUGUAUUUGCAUUUAGUUUGCUUGUAUGUUCAACAAAUCUAAAGCAAACACAGACCGCAGGAGAUUUGGGGUGUGUGUACACGGGAGGGACGUGGGGUUCUGCACUCAAAAAAAACGUUCACCUAAAUGUGGAAUUCUUUCCUCCAAGCUGCGGAGUCCUGUUUGCAAAGGGAGGAGGAGGAGAUGGGGGUGUGGCAGUUUGAGAGCAGUUAGUGUGUGACCCGCCCAUGUGACCUGCCUGUUGCUGAGAGCGAUGGCCGUUGCUAAGGAGCAGGUCACCGAGGCAACAGUGGUUGCUAUGGAGCAGGUCGUCAAUGGCGGUGGUUCGGGCUGUCUGUUGGUGUAUGAGGUGGUGUGGUGAGGUACGUUCGAGGGGAUCACAGGCACUGAGCACUGUUCCCACCUCCACCUCUCACAAAGGGAACGGACCCGAGGUUUGUUUUUCAAAUUCGCCCGAGUGUAAGAGUCUUGUUGGAGUUAGUUUUACAGGAGAGGAGAUGGAGGGGGGGGGGAGAUAAAGGUUUGUAACCAAAUGUGAAAAUUGAUCAAAUGUUAGCUAUACAUGCAGCUGGAUGCCCAGGGGAAUAAAAUGCAGUUUGAUUAAAUGUUUGGUGUCAGGGGAAAGACUAUUAGACAGGGGGUGUAUUUUAAACAUCCAGCUGCUGGAGUUUUGGGGCGCCAUUUUGUUUUGCACUCCUUAACUCUCUUGUGUCUUUCCUUGCAGAUCUCAGAGGAUUGAGUCUUUGCUGAGGACAUCUGGAAGGGUCUCGCAUUGAGCAAGUGGACUCUACUAUUACCACUGAUAGCAGACUGAAAGGUUAUUGGAGCUUGGUCUAAAAUGUUUUAAUUUGACCCAAUUCACACAAAUGAAUUCUGAAACUUUGAUGUGUUCAUUGUUUGUAAAGUUGAGCAUUUUGGGAAAGGAUUUGUAAGUAGUUUUUCUCAAUUGUUUUUCUGUUUUUGCAUUUUGAUUAAACAUCUUAUUUUCAAUAAAAUCUCUUGUUUAACACUUUCUAGAUGCGUAUGAGAGAGUUUUACUUGCAGGUUGUCAUGUUGGAUGUUCAAAGUCUUUACAGCACUCUGUCUUCCUGUAAAGGCAAAACAUAACAUUGCUUUGCCACUCAAUCCGUGGCUUGUUUAUCCAGCAGCAUACGUUUUCUGUAAAAUCUCUUUUCUGUCUGGUUAAAGUUGCUUUCCUAUGACUCUAACCCUCUUUCUUGUGUAUCUUUUGUGCACUAGGCGCAGUUGUGUAGCAGUUGAGUAUUGCUGGUUAGCUGUUAAGAUGCAGUGCGGUGGUGACAUGGUGUGGCGUGUUGCGGUGCUGAGUGCCCGGCACUGUUCCGGGGCUCGACCCUGCGCUGCCGUUUGCCGGUUUGUAAGCUCACAGGUGUGGCAGAUCAUCCAUCCUCUCCUGGCCCAUGCCCCCCCCACCCCCCCCCCACUGCUGUACAGAUUCUCUCCUUUCCUUUUUCUCUAUAUUCUCACUCCUCUCCUUCCCCGUUCUGUUAUAAUUAGCUCUGCUCGCCUUGUUUUUCUCAAUUGGGUCCAGUAGGACUCCGAGUGGAGGGUUUAAAGGGCACUUCAUCCUGCUCAAUGUAUUUCAUUCCCCCGUGAACCUCUCAAAUGUGGUGUAGUUGCUUCAGGUGAAUGCUAAUAAACAUCUUUUGUUGUUCAUGAA
Gasterosteus aculeatus aculeatus (three-spined stickleback) is the source of this 2719-nucleotide messenger RNA. It is a transcript of the gene srsf2a, whose product is annotated as serine and arginine rich splicing factor 2a. Gene Ontology annotation, molecular function: RNA binding. The record is from RefSeq and is a predicted model, not a curated record. NCBI's taxonomy places the organism in Eukaryota, Metazoa, Chordata, Actinopteri, Perciformes, Gasterosteidae.